AUGAAGAAGUCACAAGGGCAAGGUAAAGCGAUUUUGGAGCUAAAACAGAGAACAGUUGUUGCGUUGAACAAGCUUGGCGAUCGCGAUACUCAACAAAUAGGGAUGGAUGAGCUGGAGAGGACCGUGCAGGGUUUAAGCCCCGAAGUGAUUCCAGCAUUUGUGUGUUGCAUCUUAGACACUGAUUCGAACCAGAAAACAGCCAUCAGAAAAGAGUGUAUCAGACUCAUGGGCACAUUGGCUAGGUUUUACGAGGGUCUCAUCGUUCCUUAUCUUCCAAAGAUGGUUGCCAGCAUUGUUAAGCGCCUCAGGGAUUCCGAUUCUGUCGUCAGGGAUGUAUGCGUCGACACAGUUGGUGUUCUCGCCUCUACAUUGGUUAAUCAAUAUCAAAUUAACAAGGUCUUUCUUGUAUUAGUAAAGCCUAUUUUUGAGGCUCUUGGGGAACAAAAUAAGCACGUUCAGUCCGGUUCUGCUUUUUGCCUCUCUAGGAUCAUUGACAAUACACAUGAUCCUCCCCUUUCCCUUUUGCACAAGAUGUUGACUAGGACUAUCAAGUUGCUUAAAAAUCCACAUUUUAUGGCUAAACCAGCUCUUGUUGAGUUGAACAAGAGCAUUAUCCAGGCUGGAGGAGCUCCAUCAGAAAAUAUUCUGUCCACUGCUAUUGCUAGCAUCCAAGAGGCUCUCAAAGAUAGUGACUGGACAACACGCAAAGCAGCUUCCGUAGCACUGGGAGAAAUUGGUUUCAGUGGUGCUUCUUUCUUGGGAUGUUUAAGGGCUUCUUGUAUUCAUUCUCUUGAGUCAUGUCGAUUUGACAAGGUGAAACCAGUCAGAGAUGCUGUUUUGCAAGCGCUCAAGAAUUGGAGAAUUCUUCCAGGCCCCAAUACUCCCGAGCCUUCUGAAACAGGAUCCUCCUUAAAAGAAAAUAUCUGCAGAGGUGACACUGCUGAUCUUAGUAGUACUACUACUGAAUCUCGACAGAGGGAUGUUAAGCUCCAAAAAGAUAAUAUUAAAUCAACUAUGGGAAGGAUUCCUUUGUCUGUUAGAAAAGCAUGUCAAAAUUAUGUCAGAAAUCCUCACCAUCUCAAACCAGAUGACUGGCAUGUUGAAAUUGCAGUAGCCAGAACACAUUCUGUAGUGGGAUUCCAGAAUGAAGAAUCUGAAAGUAGUUCUGUCACUAAGCAAUUAGAAACAAUGAGUGCUGAUGUUACUAGCAUGCAGGAUGUUGGUUAUGAAUAUGUGCCAAUGGAUGACAAGCAGGAAUGCUCUUCUGUCUCUAAUCUUACCACUGAUAACUUUGCGACCAAGUUUCUAACUGCUUCUAAUGACUGCUUUAUAAAUAGUGGAUUACGGAAGCCAAUUGCAAGAAGCCAACAGUUUAGUGAAGAAAUAAGUUGUAAUGAACAAAUGUACUCCACAAAGAUGCAGCAUCCUACUAGAAGUUCUGAUUCUACGGUCACAGAGCCAAGUCCCCAAACUACACAUGAAUGUUGUGCGCAAAUGGCAAAUGAAAUGAUUUGUAUUCAGAAUCAACUUUCAGAUAUUGAAAUCAAACAGGCAAACAUGAUGCAUCAGUUACAGAUGUUUACAACCGGUAUAAUGGAUGCCCUCUCUACAAUCCAAUCAAGAAUGGUAGGCUUAGAGAACGUACUUGAUAGGUUAACUCAAGAAUCAUUGCAAGGAGGAAGAAAUUCGUAUUCAGAAAACUCCAAAUUUGUGAGGCAGAGCCAAAAUGUGGCUUCUCCCAGGUUCUCCAUAUGCACUCCAAGGCCAUCUGUAGAAAUUAGUAAUAAGGAAUCGGGCUUGUCAGUUAAAAAUUCUGGAAGUUGGGAGAAAAAAACAUUUUCUAGGAGCCAACCUCAGAAUCAUGCUGGAUAUAGUGCGGAUAUGUGUAAAAGUUACAAGGUAAAGACUGGCAGAAAAUUUACAGAGGACAUUUUGAACAGCUCUAAGAAGGAUACACGGAGCAUGAUUUCUGCUCGAGAGAGAAAGGAAGAUGGAACCUUUUCCUCUGCUACUAGAGUCAAUGCCAGAAACGGUUGUUCUGAGAGUAAUACCAACUACUGGAAAUGUGUAAAACGCCUUGUAUGUGAAGGGGAUCUAAACUCUGCUUAUAUGGAAGCUUUGCGUUCCAGGGAUGAACUUAUUCUUGUUGAGCUUCUGAAUAAAACUGGUCCAGUUAUAGAAAGUUUAUCAGUGAAGACUGUCAAUGUUCUUCUUAGCUCUUUAGCAUCGUAUCUUCUGGAAGGGAAGUUUUUUAAUGCUACAAUCCCCUGGUUGCAGCAGGUUGCUGAAAUGAGUACUAUCCAUGGACCAAAUUGCAUUGCUCUCUCUAUUGAAGCCAAGGAACAGCUUUUAUCUGCAGUUCAGGAGGCUGCGAACCUGAAUAUUUUCAGUCAUGCGGAAAGAAGGUGUGCUUCUGAAUUAGCAAUGAAAUUACAUCAUAUAUGGGCUAAUAUUACUGAAAGUUUAUAA
Molecule: messenger RNA, 2469 nt
Organism: Gastrolobium bilobum
Lineage: Eukaryota; Viridiplantae; Streptophyta; Magnoliopsida; Fabales; Fabaceae
Product: TORTIFOLIA1-like protein 2
Exons: 6
Coding region: 1-2469 (822 amino acids)
Cellular component (GO): microtubule
Molecular function (GO): microtubule binding
Source: RefSeq, a predicted model, not a curated record